Eruca vesicaria subsp. sativa (arugula) is the source of this 1050-nucleotide messenger RNA. NCBI's taxonomy places the organism in Eukaryota, Viridiplantae, Streptophyta, Magnoliopsida, Brassicales, Brassicaceae. The record is from the annotation of a GenBank genome assembly.
AUGGGUUAUAUGUGUGACUUCUGUAAUGAACAAAGAUCAAUGGUGUAUUGCCGCUCUGACGCAGCGUGCUUAUGUCUCUCCUGUGACCGUAACGUUCAUUCAGCUAACGCUUUAUCUAAACGUCAUUCACGGACUUUGAUAUGUGAGCGGUGCAAUGCUCAGCCAGCUUCUGUUCGGUGUAGCGAUGAGAGGGUUUCUCUCUGUCAAAACUGUGACUGGUCAGGACAUAGUGAUGGUGCUACUUCACAACAUAAAAGACAAACCAUCAACUGCUAUUCUGGUUGUCCUUCUAGUGAGGAGCUUGCCUCUAUAUGGUCUUUCUGUAUGGAUUUGGAUUUCUCUAAAGGUGGACAGUCUGCUUGUGAGCAAGGAAUGGGUUUGAUGACUAUAGAUGAAGGCACAGGAGAGGACAAAACAGGCGUACAAAAUGUUAAUGUGGAGCAGCCUGGAACCAGUUCUGCAUUGUCUAAGGAGCUUGGAGUAACAGAAGAUGAUUUCUGUGGCAAUCUAAUUAUGGAUGAAGUGGACUUGGCUUUUGAGAAGUACGACGAGCUCUUUGGUACAGCUUACAACUCAUCAAAAGAUCUCUUCGAACAUGGUGGAAUUGGAAGUCUUUUCGAGAAACAUGAAGGCUCAAACUCAAUGCAGCAGCCAGCAGGAAGCAAUGCUGCUUCUGAAGAUUCGUUCAUGACUUGUAGAACCGAGCCAAUCAUUUGCUUCUCAUCACAGCCAGCUCAUUCGAAUAUAUCUUUCUCUGUCGUCAUGGGUGAGAGUAGUGCUGGUGAGUUCCAAGAUUGUGGAGCGUCAUCUAUGCAGAAGCUUUCAAGAGAGAUAACUUCACAGGAGACUAGUGCUUCCUCACAUGCAACAACACGUAACAAUGCUGUUAUGCGUUAUAAGGAAAAGAAGAAGGCUCGCAAGUUUGACAAGAGAGUGAGGUAUGUCUCUAGGAAAGAAAGAGCUGAUGUGAGAAGGCGUGUGAAGGGACGCUUUGUCAAGUCAGGUGAAGCUUAUGAUUACGACCCAAUGAGCCCUGCAAGAAGUUACUGA